Nomia melanderi (Alkali bee) is the source of this 2217-nucleotide messenger RNA. RefSeq lists its product as uncharacterized. Lineage: Eukaryota; Metazoa; Arthropoda; Insecta; Hymenoptera; Halictidae. The record is from RefSeq and is a predicted model, not a curated record.
CUUAACUUCUUCCUCUUCAUCUUCGCCCUCCCACUUGUUGGUUCUGAUUGCGAGGUCGAAUUUCGCUUCAGAGUUAUCGACAUCUGUAACGUUGAAGGUUAAAAUCAUUUCGUCGUCUUGAACUGAAGUAUAGUCAUGUACUGUAGAAGACGUUCGUAUAUUGAUUAUUUCAUACCCCAAUCGACGUCCAUGGUGAAUCUUGGAUUAUUUGCGGACGAUUUCGUUCGUAAAUGAAACAAAAUCUUUUUGAGCUAACGUGGUCGAACAGAUCACGACUGGAAUCGAGCGGGCCAUACUGCGCGAGGAAGCGUGUGCCUUUCUUGCAAGAUAGUGGUGGUGCAACUCAAAUUAUAUGUUUCAAAGAUUGGAUACCCUAUAUAUGAAAACAAUAUCAUAGAUGACGUCUACGUAAAAUGAAUAAUUGUCAAUUGGAAACAUUAGUAAAACAGAAAAUAAAUAUUUGGGAAAAUUAGAACAACAACUAAAUCACUUUUUCUAUGUUAAUAAAUUUUACGCAAUAAAUAGUCCAUUUUUAAAAAAAUAAAAUUUACGUUCCGUUGUUCAAUAUAUUUUUACUUCUUUUAUUAUAAUUCUAUAUCUAACGAGUUAUAAACUUAUUAAAAUUAUAAAUUGAAACUAUCCAUUAAAACGUUUAUCACAUUGCAAUAGUAAUAUGUGUGGUACCUACCCUAAUUGAGUAUAGCAGAGCGUAUGGUAAAUGUUGAUGCGGCAUUACAUUUCACUUUAUUGCGAAAUCAAAGCUGUUAAAAAUAAGAAAUAAUUAAUAAAAAUUAUUACAUGAUUCUAAAUUUGUUACAUGUACUGUUUACUAUAAGAAGUACAUUUAAUAUUAUUAGAAAUGUCUAACAACGAUGGAAAAAUGUCUUUCUUUGGACCUUACACUAUUUGUCCGUUUGAUAAAUAUCAUAGAAUUAUUGAUGGUAGACUUCAAAAACAUAUAUUUAAAUGCAGCAAAAAUUAUCCAAAUCAGAGAGCUACAUGUCCUUUCAAUGCGAACCAUAGAUUAAAACCAGAAGAGUAUGAGCAUCACCUAUCAGUAUGUCCUACAAAUGGAAAUGUGAUAUGCUACCAGAUGUCAUUAGAAUCAGAAAAAGAAAUCGGAACAGUAUCUUUACAAUCUGCAUGCAGUAUGGAAACUAAUGUUUGUUAUGGCGAAGAUUGGUCUGGAGAUAAUAAUGUAACGUAUGAUCCACUAACAGCUUCAGAAACUAAAAAUGUAUUUAGACCAGUAAUAGGAUUAUCAAAGGCAAAGAAGAAACAAUACAAAAAUUAUGAAAGGGAGAGGAUAGCUAAGAUUGAAAAACACAACACCAAUGGUAGCAUAGACAGUAAAAGUUUUAUAAAGAAAGAAUCAGAAUCAGAAUCACCACUACGAGUACCUAAAAAUGCUUCUAAAGCAAUGUAUUUUAGAGAUGAAAGCACUGAUGAUAAAAUUUCCUUUGAAGAUUUAAUUUCUAAAUUAAAGGAAACCAAGGUAGAGGAUGACAGUAAUAUCAAACCAGAGAAAUAUGUAUCCACAGCAAAUAAUACUUCUUUGCGAAGAGAUUCUACAGGAAAUACUACAAAUAAUAAUAUUACCAACAAUGAUGUUAAAAUUGCAGAAAAACAAAAAGUCAAAAAAGAAAUAAAAGAAACAAAAGAAACGAACAAAGAAACGAACAAAGAAACAAAAGCCAACAUUAGUCUUUAUGAAUACUUGUAUAACAAAAGAAUCAUACAAGUAAAUCCAAAAAUGUCAGCUACCUUUAGGGAAGCAAAGAAAAUUAGCACUGGCCGAGGUUUUAAUAUUGUUUAUCAACAAAUAAAAUCUGAAGUUUCACAAAACCAAGGACAAGAUACAACUUUGGAACACUACAAUAAUGUUUUUGGCUAUGACGAUGAUAAAAAUGACAAUAAUGAUAUCGUUUUAUAAGAAAGACAAAAUUGUUCAAAGGUUCUCAAAUUUAGUUAAUAUAGAAUAUACAUAAAGAAUAAUAUUUAAGAAAUUUAACUGUUUAAGUUUUAAACAAGUUACUCAUAAUACCCAUAAUAUUGCUUAGUUAGUUACUGAUAAUAUUACUCAAAUACUUACAAUAACAUAAGUACUUGUCACCUAAAAGGUAUUAAUUAUGUGACUAUACGAAUGUAGAUGAUUAUUUUAUAUAAUAUGUUUGUAUUGAAUAUAUUGUUAUAAAUAAAAUAAUGGUUACAAAGUUA